AGCCGAGAUUUUAGUGCGGCAGCCUUGAGAUGAGCAGUGAGACGAACCAGAAAGAGACGGAGGCGGAGGCGGAGGCUGUGGAGCAGAACUCAGGCAUGCCUGCUCCGGCUAUGGAUAGUGCAGCGAUUACGAACCUGCGUUCUGUGUUCCACCGAGUCCAACUAGCAGCCGAGAGAUCAGGGCGGAAGGCGGAUCAGAUCAGAGUGGUGGCUGCCAGCAAGACCAAACCUGUUUCUCUCAUCCGCCAAGUCUACGACGCUGGUCAUUGCUGCUUCGGCGAAAACUAUGUCCAGGAGAUCGUCGAAAAAGCACCACAGCUUCCAGAUGAUAUCGAAUGGCGUUUCAUCGGGCACUUGCAGCUGCGAUUCACUUUGAUUACUCUGCCAGAAUUGAGAUCAGCCUUCUGCAGAUUCCUGGAACGCAAUUCGGACGCCGGAGGGGGGAGGGCUUUGCACGCCGAAGGGAAUAGAAUCGGACGCCGGAGGGAAGAGAAUCGAGUUUCUUCAAUUGCACAACUUAUGUUGUUUCAAGGGUUCAUUGUUUUCAAGUUCUCUAACUCUUGA
Macadamia integrifolia is the source of this 563-nucleotide messenger RNA. RefSeq lists its product as uncharacterized. The record is from RefSeq and is a predicted model, not a curated record. NCBI's taxonomy places the organism in Eukaryota, Viridiplantae, Streptophyta, Magnoliopsida, Proteales, Proteaceae. Gene Ontology annotation, molecular function: pyridoxal phosphate binding. Bases 30 to 563 code for a protein of 177 amino acids. Gene Ontology annotation, cellular component: intracellular anatomical structure. The transcript is spliced from 3 exons.